This is a messenger RNA of Cololabis saira (Pacific saury), 3838 nucleotides long. Its product is annotated as amphoterin-induced protein 2-like. Bases 391 to 1911 code for a protein of 506 amino acids. The record is from RefSeq and is a predicted model, not a curated record. The transcript is spliced from 2 exons. Gene Ontology annotation, molecular function: protein binding. Lineage: Eukaryota; Metazoa; Chordata; Actinopteri; Beloniformes; Belonidae.
CUCUCAGUUCCUCUCCUCCGCCCGCCAGCCUCCUCUCUCUGAUGGAUGUGUUUACGGAGAGAGCGACCCCUCCCACCCGGACACGCAGCUCGACCUGCAGGUGAGCAGUUCAGCUGUUUUCUGCUCCGUCACCGCGGCUCCUCCGGCGGGCUGGCCGCUGCGCUUCUCCCCGCAGCAGCUCCGGGUCCUGAUCCGCGGACGGGACGCGCUGGCAUUUCUGCGUCCGAAGAUCGCAUCUCGCCGCGAUGGCGGACUCGGGGAUUGUUUGAGAAAGCCGACAGCGUGGACGGAAAGCUCAUGAAAGCUGUGCGUUAUCAGAGGCUUGUAAAUCUGACAUGUGUACACCUAAUGAGACGGUAACCUGAGAUCCCGUCCUGAGGGAAAACCAGGAUGCGUGCGAUUACGUCACAGCUUUUCAUCAAGACUAAUGUUAGAUGUGGCCAUCGCAAACCUGCCGCUGGAGCCAUGUUGCUUCUCCUGUGUCUUGGCUUUCUUCCCACUGUGGCUACAUGCCCACUCUACUGCCUUUGUGCCAGUGAUAUAAUUUCCUGCAGCGGCCGCAAUCUGUCCGUGGUGCCCUCUGAUCUGCCCAGCUACGCCACACGGCUGGACCUGAGCCACAACGGCCUCCGUGCUCUGCGUGUGGACUGGAUUUCCCAACGGUUUGAACGGCUUACGACACUGAUUCUCAGCAAGAACUCAAUAAGCCAAAUUGAGGUGACCACCUUCACUGUGACACCGCACCUCCUCCACCUAGACCUGUCGUUCAACCAGCUGAGCAUGCUAAAUUCAUCCGUCUUCAUUGGGUUGAAGGACCUGAAGGAGCUGCUGCUGAUUGGCAACCAGAUCGCCCACAUCAACCCAGAGUCCUUUAGCGGUCUGUACAGCCUGCAGAGGCUCUACCUCUCUGCGAACAAACUCACCGCCUUCCCCCUGGAGCUUUAUGAGGAACCCAGAGGUCCUCGUAACCUGACCUUUCUUGACCUGUCAUACAACAAGCUCUCCGUGGUGCCUGUCCAGAGCCUGCUGUAUCUUACCCGCCAAGGAGGAGUUUAUUUGCAACAAAACCCUUUGGUCUGUGACUGUGCAUUGCUUUCGUUGCUGGAGUAUUGGAUGUGGAAACAGUAUCACCCUCUGGUGUACUUCAGAGAUGAAUACCCCUGCAAGGAAGGUGAAGUACUAGAUGUCAACUGUACCAAUCAGGGAGUGUCAGAGAUGCCUCUCGAGUUACAGAUCUACCAAGUGGAACCUGGAGAAUGGUUAACCGUGCCAUGCCCAGGGUUGACUUUGCCUGUCCAGGAGGGGUCGGUGGUAUUCUGGGUUACCCCAAGAAUGGCACUGAAUUCAUCAACCAGUGAUCCAAAUAUGAAUCUAUCAGUGUUUCCCAAUGGUACCCUUGAGAUCCAAGGAGCAUUAAGGGAGGAUUCUGGUACAUAUGGGUGUGUGGUGGCCCGUGGGCGUUACCCUGAUCCCAGUGAAACUCUGGAGGUCAGAGUGGUGGUUGGAAACUUGAGCGCUUCGUCCACCACUGGCUUGGUACACCGCAGCAGUGCAGAACAUUUCAACACUGCAUUCACCACCCUCGCGUCCUGUGUGGUCAGCAUCAUUCUGGUGCUGCUUUACCUCUACCUCACCCCCUGCCGGUGUCGGGAAAGCAGGAGCGGUGACACAGGAGGGUGCGGCGGGAGAGCCAUUAUCCUGUGUUCGGACCCCAGGGACGUGGAGGCAGGAGAGCGGCGGUCAAAUGGGAAAAGGGUUGCUUUCUUAGAGCCUCAGGCUGAGGACUCUGAUUUUAUUGGGCCAAAGACACCAGCAAUCACCUUGGAUUGUAUUUCCACAGAGGGAAUUCUUAAGAAUGGAAGUAGGACAGUGGGGCAGACCCUCACAGACCCUCCUCACAUAGUGCAGUGAGAAAAAAAUGAACCAUUUCAGACUACCUUUACUCCUUUUUUUCCUGUCUUGUCCAUUCGCUGUGAUGUAGUGUGCUGUGAGUCAUGUGAAGUAGUUAUACACUCUGGUUUGGGCGCUUUGCCUAAAGCACAAAAUGCAGUUCUUCUGUGGAUCGAAUUUGGAUUAUAUCUCAUCUUCAAACGGUGUCUGUUGUUUAUAUUCAAAGUUUAUAUGGAAAUGUCGCUGUUACCUUGUGAAGUCGUUACAGCAGGGGUCAUGCAGAUCAUAAAAAUGUGCGCAGGCUUAUCAAAUUGGGCCAGGAGGGAUAUUCACACCUGCUGUCAAAUGCAUUGUGGUGCAGUAUCCAGAAUUGUGAAUAACAGCACGGUCUCUCUUGUCAUUGUUAACCGUGUAUCUUGUAAAGUGGAGCAUGUCUGAUGCUUUUCAAGGUAAACUCUUUCUUUUGCGCAGUUUCUCAGGAUUCUGUGAAAAGCUCCUCCGUAAAAAAACAAUAGCAGAGCAAUGGGCUUCACACCUUUUACACUCUCGGUGGAGUAAGAAAGGCUGGCUGGUGUUAGGUUGCUCAAAAGACAAAUUCUUAAAUGUUAAAAGCAGAAAAAAAAUCAAAGACAGAGAGAAAAUAUCAAGAUUUUUCUGCCUCUCUUCAGACUGCUCAAGAGUCCAAUUUGUGCUCCCAAUUACAUUUUAAUCAGCACUAUUGACUGUUUUAGAUAACAAGUCAAAAUAGUUGGAAACACUGAUGAUCAAGUUUAGAGCAUCAUGUCUCUUUUUUUAACUAAUUCUUUACUUUCUGAAGUUCUUUACAUUGACAGACAAAUUUCCAAGGAAGAAAAUGACGAAGAGUCCGGCAUUAGCUUUAUUGCCCCAUUGGGGAUAACCUUGUACCUUGAUGCGUUAGCGCUCCCGUAAUCUCAUUUGUGAGGUGUUGAUGUGCCAGUUGGAGCCAACUGAAGGCAGUCCUUUCAUAUGAUUACAAGUCUUUAGUCUUGUUUCAUGCAUAUUGCGUCGUUGCAGGACCCAAUGUCUGUCAACAACCAACUUGUGGUGUCGUUGUCCUGUGACUCGUGAAGAAAUCUGGCUGCAGUUGUGUAAAAGGUGACCUUACGAGAUCCCAAGUCAGGAAACUGGCUUAUAGUCUGUAGAUAUGAAAGAUUGUACAUUAGUCUUUUAAGAAAUCUUUUUCACGUUUUUGUGAUGUGGUUGAGUGUAUGGCCAGCAUUAAUGUCACUUCAAGCCCAGCUUUGACAUGAAUGUCAGCACUGAUUAAAAAAAAAAAAAAGGUCAAAAUUGGGUUAGCUAAUUCUAAGUAGCCGUAAAAAAAAUCUCAGACCACAAAGGUGGAUUUUGUCUGGUUUUUGAAUCAGGAGAGUCGCAGAAUGAAAAUACAUUUCAAGACAGCCAACGUGACUUAAAAUAAUGUAGUUCAGUGUGGUCUUGUCUCUUUUGCAGAUGAACUGGAUUUCUUAAGCAAAAGAAUAUCAGCCCUGUGUGGAGCAGACAGGGAAAGUGUGUUUAGAGGUAAACCCAAUUUAUUUUUCCCAAACCCUAACCACCUGAGGUUUAAAUGCCUAAACCUAAACAAACAGCAUCUGAAGACAAACUGACAUUUACAACUGAAGUCUGUAACUCUUUCAGCAUCCAAAAAUGUUUUUUUUCUUUGCCUGUGAUCCUCUUUUCAUGUGACCUUCACAAAAUGCCACGAGUCUGCUAAAAAAAAGAAAAGAGAAAGAGAGAGAGAGUGAGAGAGAGACCUUUGCUCCCCAGGACACAGCUCAAUGCAUCACAUUUUGAACGUUUUUUCAGCAGUAACCUAAAACUAAAGAUUACAAAGUGGAAGAUAAAAUCCCAUCAAAAGAUGAGUCUCAGUCCGCACAUUAACUCCAAAUAUGAAAAAUUAAGCAAGGUAUGGGGGGAGAAAAUAAAAUGA